This is a messenger RNA of Symbiodinium necroappetens, 777 nucleotides long. The record is from the annotation of a GenBank genome assembly. Lineage: Eukaryota; Dinophyceae; Suessiales; Symbiodiniaceae.
AUGAUGCUGAGUGCAGCACUGUGUGCCAUGUCUGCAGCCUUUGCAGCUUCUGCUGCCUAUGCAGCUCGCAGAGUGGUGCAGAAACUUUCAGACGUUGAAAGUGCAGUGUGGUUCUAUGCAGACAAGGUCCAGGCUGGAGAAUACAGGCAGGACCGUGCAGCCGGCUUGCAGAAUGAUGUGUCGAGGAAGAUCAUGCAGGCCUUCCAGCAGUGCAGCGAGCAGGGCAACUGCAAUCCUGGACUGUACCUGCAGAGACAGCUGCAGGCAGCGAUGGAGAGUGCCAUCCGUGCGGCGGUUCUGCAGGGUGUUGCAGACAAGGAGCUGUGGUGGAAAUGCAGUGUGCUGGAGGCCAAGCUCUGCUUAUGCAGAGAUUGGCUGGUGGAUGUGCAGAAUGCACGCCUGAAGAAUGGCUGCGAGAUCUUUGCCAAGGUGACUGCAGGGCGGAUCCAGAUGCACCCUGCUGCAUGCCCGCAGACCAGGAUUGCAGAGUGGCAGCAGCUUGCAGUGGGUGAUGGCAUGCAGGUUUUCGGCUUGAAGCCCCUGCUAAUGCAGAUAGAGGACCGAGUGCAGGAGGUCCAGACACUCUGCAAUGCAGGUGCAGAGCAUGCUGUGAAGAGCCGCCGAGUGCAGCGAUUUGAGAUUUUUUGGUACCAUGCAGACUGGUGCCUGCCCAUGCAGAAGUUCCACUUGCAGCUGCACUCGGAGAGGUGCAGAAGGUGUGUGCAGAGAUGUGUUUGCCUGGAGCUUGCAGCCUUUUGCAGAGUAGCAUCCCCUUGA